AUGCCGCAGAUUACUGAGAUCUUUUUCGACUGCGACAACACCCUCGUCCUCUCGGAAGAGCUAGCCUUCGAGGCAUGUGCCGACCUCGCCAAUGAAAUUUUGGAGAAGCAGAAUAUUCCGGAUCGCUACACCGGAGAGCAGCUUAUCCAAGAUUUUGUGGGUCAGAACUUUCGAGGAAUGAUGGUCUCCCUCCAGGCCAAGUACAAGUUCGAGUUGUCACAGGAGGAGCUCGAGGAAUAUGUGAAGAAGGAGGAGGACAAGGUCAUCGCCAAGCUGACUGACAAAGCUCAGCCAUGUGUGGGUGUUAACGCUGAACUUGACAAGCUUCUCGAGUCCAAGAAGUAUGGUCUAGCAGUGGUCUCUUCGUCUGCUUUGCGCCGUGUCCGUGCUUCGAUCACGAAGGUCGGACAGGACAAGUAUUUCGACAAAGAUGCUGUGUUCAGCGCAGCCACCUCUCUUCCCAAGCCAACUUCGAAGCCGGAUCCGGCUAUCUACAUCCAUGCCCUUGAAGUGCGCAAGAAGAAGCCUGAAGAGGUGGUCGCUGUCGAGGACAGCAAGUCUGGUGCACUGAGUGCCAUUCGUGCUGGAAUCCCAGUCAUUGGUUAUGUCGGAAGCUACCACGGUGACGCUAAGCAGUUGGAAAUGUCCCAACUUUUGCAAGGGCUGGGUGCCAAGGUUAUCAUGAAGGAUUGGAGCGAAUUCCAGAAAUGUCUCUCCGAAAUCGAGGAGUCCUGA
This is a messenger RNA of Aspergillus eucalypticola CBS 122712, 735 nucleotides long. RefSeq names its product HAD family hydrolase. The record is from RefSeq and is a predicted model, not a curated record. Lineage: Eukaryota; Fungi; Ascomycota; Eurotiomycetes; Eurotiales; Aspergillaceae. The transcript has 2 exons. Gene Ontology annotation, molecular function: hydrolase activity. Bases 1 to 735 code for a protein of 244 amino acids.